UCGGGAGUUUAGGAGUGCACUGGACAGCAAUUCAGUCAAAAAUGCUAAAUCUUAUUUUAGUUCUCGCUGGAGUUUGUGCAGUGGGCAUGGCAAUGCCAUUACCUGAUUUUUACUCUUACUCACCUGCUGUUGGGGAUGGAACUGGAGUUUCAUUUUCCACUGCCCAUGAAGAACGCAUUACAGGCAUUCGAAUCUGGGAGUAUCCAAACGCUUACAUUACUGGGAUUCAGCUAAAAUAUGGCAACGACUGGACAGACGUGGUUGGUGGGACCUAUGUCAAUCUAAUGGAGUGGACGCUAAAUGACAAUGAAUUCAUCAUUCAGGUCUCUGGAAAGCAUGACUAUGGUUAUAUCUAUCAGCUUAUGUUCGUCACUAAUACAGGGCGCAUAUUUAAAAUUGGGCAGCCUUCAGGCACCUCGUUUAACUUCUACCCCGCUCAUGAUGGAGCUGAGCUGCGUUUCCUAAGUGGUCGACAGAAUGGCAAUGGCAUCACCUCCAUUGGUGCUCAUUGGGCUAUGUAUUACCCCAGUCAAACAACCACUACUGGCACCACUACUGCAGUUCCAUCUUAAAAUUACUCAGUGUGCUGUACCUUUGCUUUAACUGCAAACUAAGCAAACAGCUACAGACACUUCUUGUCCUGACUACACAUUUAUUUCUUUUAACAACAGUAUAUAGCAAAACAGUUUGUUGUGUUUAUUUUAG
Molecule: messenger RNA, 705 nt
Organism: Paramisgurnus dabryanus
Lineage: Eukaryota; Metazoa; Chordata; Actinopteri; Cypriniformes; Cobitidae
Product: zymogen granule membrane protein 16-like
Source: RefSeq, a predicted model, not a curated record